Wasmannia auropunctata (little fire ant) is the source of this 1250-nucleotide messenger RNA. RefSeq names its product parkin coregulated gene protein homolog. Lineage: Eukaryota; Metazoa; Arthropoda; Insecta; Hymenoptera; Formicidae. Gene Ontology annotation, molecular function: Hsp90 protein binding; Hsp70 protein binding. The transcript has 4 exons. Bases 116 to 853 code for a protein of 245 amino acids. The record is from RefSeq and is a predicted model, not a curated record.
AAAUUCGUGUCCUACCCACAUCUUCGCGCGCAUAUAAUCUGUCAACAACACUCGAACGAAAAUGUUUAACGUGUAAUUUGAACUCCAUAUUGAAAGAGAGACGUCGAGCAACGGAAUGGUGAAUGAGAAAGAAUUUUGGACGGAGGUACGAAAAGAUAUUCCACGAUACAAAAAGAGGAAGCCGCGAGUGGUUCCUGCCUUCACGAUUCAGGCAUUGCAGGAAAACACGGUUGUCGCGAAACCCCCGCAAUGCGGACUGUACAAACCCCGCCCGCCGAAGCCGUCGACUUUCCGGAAGUUUUACAAGCGCGGCGUAUUCCCCAUCUCGUUGGAGAACGACGGCUACGAUCAGAAAAUUAAUUGGAAGGUGGACAACAUAGAAGAUCUGGAUUUCCAUCACUACCUGCCGAUGUUCUUCGACGGAUUAACGGAAACCGAGCAGCCGUACAAGUUUCUGGUGGAGCAAGGAAUAUCGGAUAUGCUGGAGCACGGCGGGCCGAAGAUCUUGCCCGUCGUCCCCCAAUUGAUUAUUCCUAUUAAAAACGCUCUGAAUACAAGAAUGCCCGAGAUAAUCUGCGCCACCAUGAAGGCAAUUCAACGUCUGGUGCGAUCGGCCGAUUGCGUCGGUGAAGCCUUGGUCCCGUAUUUUCGGCAAAUCUUGCCAAUCCCGAACUUACUCAAAGACAGAAAUGUAAAUCUUGGCGAGGGUAUCGAUUAUUCUCAGCAAAGGGGAGAGAACGCGGCGGAUGUUAUACAAGAAACGCUCGAAAUCUUGGAAAGAUACGGUGGUGAGGAUGCCUUCAUAAACAUCAAAUACAUGGUCCCCACCUACGAAUCCUGUAUGAUGAAUUAGAUGGAAAAUGACGCUGCAAUCCUUUUAAUAGAUCUUAAUUCUUUAUUCGUGAAAAUAUAACUAUCACAAGAUCAAAAUGCAUGCAAAAUUUAAGAUAAGUUAUACAUAACAUGAACCCAAGGCGAAAUAAUCGAUUUAUAGACGUUGAUUCGCCGUCUACAAACAUCGACAUCGAAUCGAUAUCUACAGAUAUUGAAUCGACGUUUACAAACCGAAGGUAUUUCUCCUUGGGAAUGUAAUAAAAAAGAUAUUUCAAUAUAUAUGUAUAUAUAAUAAAUAUAUAUAUUAAUCGUUUGGAACUUGAAAUUAAAGAUAACGUAUUAUAUCAUACAAAUGACAUGCUUCUCUUUCAGAAAAACUUUAUAAAAAAGAAAAAAAAAUAAAGUCUCUGACAUAA